AUGCCCCAACCUCCCACAAUUCUAUUCUACCGACUCUACAGUGUCAAGGCUCCGCGACUCAACGUGCGCUGGUUCUAUGCCACGGAUAUCCCUACCACUAAACCAACCGUGAAAACCUACAUACAAAAACACCGGGCACGGAACUUUCUUCCCUUUUCCGAAUUGGAUUCUCGGUGUAUAGAGACCCAAUUCCAGAAGUACAAAGCCAGUGGAGGAGAUACUCGCUACCAAUUGGUCCCUGUGCAUGAAGACCAACUAUUUGACUGCGAUUUGAAGGCCCGGCAAUUGAGACCUGCCUACUGGAGUGGCCCGUCCUACGAGAUUCGAAGAGGCACUUGGUUUGUAGAUGGCUCACCUGUUUCUGAGUCAAUUGCCGAUCAGUUGGAACGUGCCUAUUCCAAGAUCAAACCUUAUGAUCGUGUCUCUGUUGUGGAUGCCGACGAAGGUAGUGGACAGGAACUUUCUGCAUGCUACGAAUCUGAUUGUCUUAUAGUUCCUGAGACUGAUCUGUACAAGAAGCGAACUGGCAAAGAUUGGCCUUUCCAGGAUCCUCCGGAUUUGUGCUGUAAUGCCAAAGCUGCUGUUUUUAUUGACGGCCAUAAUGCUGUACUUUUUGACCCGGAAACAGGAUCACGUAAGAUAUUUGUAGAUGCGUUUGCCAAGUCACUCAAGAAGGGUAUUAUGGGCUGCUAUUGCUUGACACGAGGUGUUGAUGAGGAUAACAGUGAAGCACAAAAUAAAGAGGAGGAGAAUAAGCAGGACACGAAAUCGGUGAAGACCACAGAAGCUGCCAUUCCCGAGACUCUUAGCAGUGCCAUGGAGAUGGUGCAAUCGCUUAAAAAGACGUUGGACUACGAAUUUUCCAACGAACGGUUCCAGAAGGAUAUGGAAGGUGACUUUGCCAAUGAUCCAAGCCUAAUUGAAAACUCAGGUGAUCGAGAAGUGGAUCACUUGAUUCUUUGCGUUCAUGGAAUCGGUCAAUCGCUCAGCUCAAAGUUCUCUGGUGUCAAUUUUGCCCACGAUUGCAGCAAUUUGAGACGUCUAUUGAAAACAUUGUUCAAAAAUGACCCCGAAAAGUACGGCAAACUAGCAUAUCCUUCCGGUACAGACCUGUCCAGCACGACCGUACGCAACUGUAAAGUUCAAGUGCUUCCAAUCGUUUGGAGAUACGAUAUAGAUUUUUCUUGGGAUCAUGUAUACGAUGGAUUUGCAGAAGACGGGUCUCUUAAGCUUCCAAAACUAAGCGAGCUCAAGAUUGACGGUGUAACAUCUUUGAGAACACUUGCAGCCGAUGUAGUGCUUGAUCUUUUGCUCUAUUACGAGCCCUCGUUCAAGAAGCAGAUCCUUGACAGCGUGAUAAGAUCUGCCAACGGUCUCUAUGACAAAUAUAUGGAAAGGCAUCCUAAUUUCAAGGGUAAAGUGUCACUUUGCGGCCAUUCUUUAGGCUCUGUUAUUGCAUUGGAUGUACUCUGCUCGCAGCCACUAACUCCACCGAAAGAAGAGGAUUUCGAUCCUAGUAUCCAUCUCAAAUUCCCUGUAGAAAACUACUUUGGAAUGGGAUCGCCCAACGGAGUAUUCAAGUUGAUGAAGAGACAGAAUAUUAGACCCAGAGAUCGCUUUGAAGCUACUGCAGAUGAUCCUCUCUCCUUGAUUUCUGGCCCUACGUUAUCUCCAAAGGUCCGUAACGUCUACAAUAUAUUUUAUCCUACGGAUAUUGUUGCAUACAGAAUAGAACCAUUGGUUCAUACGACGAUGGCCAAAUACGAGCCAAAAUCUGUUGAAUUUGCUAAUAGAAACUUUAUCUAUUCCAAGAUCCAAUCACUUAGUAACUUCCCAGCCGGAAUUUUAAACAGUGACAUGGUAAAAUCGGUCGUUAAGAUGACCGGGUUGGACUCCCAGUAUGAAAAGGCACUACAAACAGCCACAGAAGCAGCUGAAAGUGAAGAAAAGGAGAUUGAAUUACCUCAGGUGGCUCAGAAUAUGAUGCGCAGUCUCAACAAAAAUGGACGUAUCGACUACUCAUUGCCGCAAAGCUACUUUGAAAUUGACAUUGUCAACGCAUUAGGAUCGCAUACUCAGUAUUUGAGUGACCCAGACGUGGCAAAUUUCUUAUUACAAGAGUUAUGGAGUACAGGAGAAGAGAGUAUUAAGGGUACCAAAAAGAGGGUAGAGACACCACCUACUUAA
Messenger RNA from Brettanomyces nanus, 2187 nucleotides. RefSeq lists its product as uncharacterized. NCBI's taxonomy places the organism in Eukaryota, Fungi, Ascomycota, Pichiomycetes, Pichiales, Pichiaceae. The record is from RefSeq and is a predicted model, not a curated record. The transcript has a single exon. Gene Ontology annotation, cellular component: cytoplasm. Gene Ontology annotation, molecular function: metal ion binding; glycerophospholipase activity. The coding region runs from base 1 to 2187 and encodes 728 amino acids.